Ilyonectria robusta is the source of this 3602-nucleotide messenger RNA. RefSeq lists its product as uncharacterized. The coding region runs from base 1 to 3396 and encodes 1131 amino acids. Gene Ontology annotation, molecular function: protein binding; serine-type endopeptidase activity. The record is from RefSeq and is a predicted model, not a curated record. Lineage: Eukaryota; Fungi; Ascomycota; Sordariomycetes; Hypocreales; Nectriaceae. Gene Ontology annotation, biological process: proteolysis. The transcript is spliced from 5 exons.
AUGGCGCCAGAAUGGGACUCCGAUGGUGCUUUCGAAGACGACUUUGACCCCGAGUCAUUAGACGAUAUCCAAGCGGAACGAGAAGAGAACUACGAAGAGCGCUUCAGGAUAGCAGGUAAAGCAAUCAAAAGAAGAAAGAACUUCUCUCAAGACGACGUCGAGGACUUCCUUGCCGAGUUUGGCGACAUUGCUGGCAAGUCGUCGGCCAAGGUAUCAGGAAAUCUGCUCCAUACACUGGUCGAAAUAGUCAAGCACAGCGACGAUGUCGAAUCAGAGAACGUUGAACUCCUCGUUCGGAGACUUGUUGGAAAGUAUCCCGAUCUCCUCGUGUACCCAAACAAAGAUGGACACAACCCCGUGUACAUGGCUGUCAGGGCCUCAAAUCACCAGCUUAUCAGCUGCAUGAUAUCUGCUUGCGAGGAACGCCAAAUGCAAGACGCUAUUGGUCCGGACGCUAUGCAAUGCCUGGACGAUGCCCUUUGUAUGAAGGCCCAGGAGGGAAAAACGAGCCUUCAUAUCGCGCUCAAGGAGAACUUCAACGCUGAAACAGCCAGGAUGAUGAUCGAAAACGCUAGCGAUGAGGCAUUGGGAAUUCAAGACGACCUAGGCAAAACGCCAAUGCAUUAUGCAGUGUCCUUUUCGCAGUGCACCAGCAUUAGAGCUGAUCUCAUCUCCCUGUUUAUCCAGCGAGACUUGAGCGCCAUUCAAAGCAAGCCGAGGCCCGAGACGACCUUUCUCGACUUGGCCGACAAGAGCAACUGCUCGGUGUUUCGGGAACAUCAAAGGACCAGGACCAUAGUCACCAAAAGGUUCAACGAAUGGGCGGCAAAGAAAGCUCAAUCGGCAAAUUCGGAUGAAGCUGGCGAAGCCGCAGCGGGCGAUCGACCUGCCAAGGGUACCAAGGAAGCCCCCCAGCCUCGCAUUAACGAGAGGGAUACUUCCCAUGCGGUAGCCAAACCUGACAGCAAUGAGAUUGCGAACAACAAUCAUGUUGAACCUGAGAUCGAAGAGAAGACGACCGAUCACGAGAAGCUGCGCCAGAGGAAGAAGGCAGAAGAGGCGAUCCGCCUGAGAGAAGCAGCCAGGGAAGCAGCAGAAGCGGCAGGCCGAGAUGCCCGAGGCGAUCAUGCCAAGUUGGCUACUCGACUCAUACCCCCAGUUCGACAGAUAGAACCUGCGCCUAAUACUCCGAUAAAACGCAUCAACUCAGCACGCAUCGAUGGAAAGCCAAGCCACAGCAGGCCGCCUGCAAGGCCUUCGCAACUAUCUCGGAAGAGCACCACCGCUGACAAGGGCAACAUGACGGUGUGGAACAAGAACUCGGAAGACAUCCUACUCAACCUCAAACUACACUACAUGAGGACGAGGAGCACCGAGAUGGCCAUAUCCUUCCUGUACGGACUGAAUAUGAGUGAUGUGCAAAUCGGCUUCGACUAUGACCGCCUUCCACGCCGAAUCUUCUGGAACGACUUCAUCAAGCGGUUCGGCGCAGACGGGAAGUCUGGUCUCAAGUUCGACAGCGUGCUCAACUACGUCAACUUCCCGCACGUCGAAGUGCGCCUCAAGGGCCGCUUGGCUGAUAACGAACGCGAUGCUGAGCUGCAAUCUGGAGGAGACCAGCUAGGGGCUCUAGGACGCAAAGAUAUGACAUACUUCUUCGAUUGGCUUUACAAGAAAGGAGUGCGCCAUAUCAUCAGAUUGUCCGUCCAAGACCCCGGAGACUCGGGCGAGAAGGUCCAUAGUGAGUGGGCUAUUCAGCAAGCCCUCGAACGGUUCGUUGUCGAGCGCCUCGAUUGGCAGAAGACUGACCUGGACCCGGAGACUAUCCUGCACGUGAGUAGCAAAGCUCUGGAGGUGGAGGCUCCAACAAGUGAGGAUCCCAAGCAUAUUGAAAGGCUUCCAAACAGGCAGAUAAAGGAAUUAUGUUUGAGGUGGAGUGGUAGCAAUAUUGUGCUUCGAGCCUGGAGUGAGCCAGAAGGGUUGCCAAAUCUAACUACACUUGAAAGGAUCUAUCUUUUCAAGCCACCCUUGGACAAGAUGCUUGACGGUCCCCGGUGGAUCAACCAGAAAGUUCUCGAAUUCCAAGAGAGACUCAACAAGAAUGCCAAAAGAACAGAGGGUACACAGUUUGAAUCAAGCGAACAAGGCAGUCAGGUACCCCUGGAGCCCCGUCGGAUCGAGGUCAUAACUCGAGAUGUAGGGACCGAUGACCAACGCAAAACGGCAUCUCGCGGCGUCCUCCUUUCCACAACCUCUGCGCCGGUAAAGGGCGUCAAUUCUCAUAGGUGGCUAGACUCUACAUCCAGGUUUGCGAGUGAGAUGAUGUCCUUCUGGGAGAAUACCCUCAAGGACUUUAAGGAGGCAAGGAGGGGCCGAGGCACACCAGAGCGUGUGGAGGACGACGUCGUCAUAGCGCUCAUUGACGACGGGAUAGAUAUGUUUGAUGCAUCGCUAUCUAAUCAUGUUCUCGAAGGGAAGAGCUUCGACUACCAUGAUGGCAAAGUGCGGCCUCCAUUCUCAUCAGCAAGAGGUCAUGGUACGGUCAUGGCCAGCAUGAUCUUGCGCAUAUGCCCUAUGGCCAAGGUCUAUCCGAUAAGACUUCGAACAUAUGAAGGUCCUGAUGGGAAGAGCCAGAUUGAUAGGAAGUAUGCGGCCAUGGCUGUUCAAGCUGCACUUGAUAAGAAGGUAACCAUUAUUUCCAUGUCGUGGACGCUCCCGAUGCCGAAGGGAAGCAAUGACACUAAAGAUACAUUACACACCGUUCUACAAAAGGCUGUAGACGCCAAGGUCCUCAUGUUCUGCUCAUCGCCCGAUGAGGGCAAGUUCUCUAUACUCGACUAUCCUAGCGGCCCCUGGCCCGAUGAUUUCUUCCGCAUCGGUGCUGCGCGUGCUGAUGGCACUGUAUUUGAGUGGACGCAGGACGAUGGCAUCACAUUUGUGCUACCCGGCGUCGACGUGGUCAAGGACCAGGUGGGCAACAGCUCCUUCGACAUGCCCUCAUCCGGAGGCGUUACGAACCGCGUCGUGGACUUCAAGUACGAGACGGGCUCCAGCGUGGCCACGGCCCUGGCAGCUGGACUUGCAGCCAUGAUCAUCUAUUGCGUCAAGGCGAGCAUCCUGGCGGUCAAGACUGCGAACCAGGACACGGGACCGAUCGUAGGCAUCGCAAUCCCGGACAACGGCGGCGACCUAGUAGCGAAGCCUGACGCGAUGCGAGCAGCGUUUCGGAGCCUGGGCAAGAAGACUCACAACAACUUCAUACAGGUCUGGGAGGAACUAGACAAGAUCAGUGAUAUGCUGGAGCGUGCGCGAGCCCGGGGCUCUAGCCCAGAGGCCAAGCUGGCCUGUGUCAAGCGGUUUGUCGAGUUCGGGGUGAAGCUUGCUAAGGGUCACUAGACUUGGAAGAAAGCCAUGAGUUGUUGACGAUGGCAGUGAGAUGGAGUUUGCCAUUAAUCUCCUUAGUGCCAAGCAAAACUAGAUAGCAUGGCGAGCUGUGGCCUCUACGAGAAGUCGGAAGUGUGAUGCUGUAUACGGCGUGUUCUCUUGCCUUCAAGUAUUUCUAAAUCUUAAUGAUUUGUUUCUGCCUGAUUGAUUUAUUGACU